Messenger RNA from Cyphomyrmex costatus, 2081 nucleotides. RefSeq names its product glucosidase 2 subunit beta (gene GCS2beta). NCBI's taxonomy places the organism in Eukaryota, Metazoa, Arthropoda, Insecta, Hymenoptera, Formicidae. The transcript is spliced from 2 exons. The record is from RefSeq and is a predicted model, not a curated record. Bases 82 to 1671 code for a protein of 529 amino acids. Gene Ontology annotation, cellular component: glucosidase II complex. Gene Ontology annotation, molecular function: calcium ion binding; protein binding. Gene Ontology annotation, biological process: N-glycan processing.
GAAUCUGACGUGGGCGAGUCCGGGCAGUCCGGGUAAAUCGACAUUAACCUCCGAAGAGACUUGUGAUCCGUGAGCCAGAGAAUGGACGGUCGUCGAGCGUCGCGAUCUCUGGCACUCGCGGCAUUGAUGAGCCUGCUCCUGGCCACGUACACGCCAGGCCACGUAGCCGGCUCGGGAGUGCUGCAGAUACGCGGUAUACCGGUAGCGAAGAACUCGUUGUACCGGCCUGACCGCGACUUCGAGUGCCUAGACGGCAGUCGGCUAAUAUCGUUCACCCGAGUGAAUGAUGACUACUGCGACUGUGGAGACGGCAGUGACGAGCCCGGGACAGCGGCUUGCACCAACGGUGUCUUCUAUUGCGAGAACACCGGUCACAAACCCGCCUAUAUACCGUCAUCCUGGGUGAACGAUGGUGUGUGCGACUGCUGCGACACGAGUGACGAGUACGCGUCCAGAGUGGAGUGCAUCAACAACUGCAACGAGCUGGGCCGGGAGGCCCGUUUGAUACAACAGAAAGCGGAGCAGUUGGCACGAGAGGGUAACAAACUGCGUGUAGAGCUAGUGGCCAGAGGUAAAACUAUCAAGACUGAGCACCAAUCACGUUUGGCCAAGCUGAGAACGGAUUACACAGAAGCGGAGUUGAUCAAAAAGGAAAAAGAGCUGUUGAAGAAGCAGGCAGAGGAACUGGAGAGCAUAGCACUCGAAAAGUACAAACCUACCGAAACAGAACAACCGGCAACUGAAGAGGCCGGCGGAGAGGAAGAAGAGGAAGACGAGGACUUGAGUGUUUCCGAAGUGGAAGAUUAUUUUAAAAUAUUGGACUCGGACUCCAGCGGUACGAUAACGAUAGUGGAACUACAAACCAGAGCUACGUUUGACAAGAACAGAGACGGUGUUGUGUCAGAGGAAGAAGCGCUGUAUUUCCUUGGUGAUAAGGAAGUCACUUUGCAACAGUUUACAGAUAAUGCUUGGGCAAACAUCAAGCCUUUCUUGAUGUUGGAACAAGGUAUAUUCAAAGCAGCAAAGGAAAGAGGAGAGAUCAGUGAUCAUCAGCAGCCUACUGAAGACUUGGAUCACGAGAAGGAAGAAGAGGUUUUUGAUAAAGAAGAAGAGGAAGUACCUGAGGAGGAACACGAGAAGGAAUCACCAGAACCGGAAGUUCAGUAUGACGAGGAGACGCAGGCACUUAUCGAUGAAGCUACUAAUGCUCGCGAACGUUUCCAGGAAACAGAGAAGGCCAUCAAUGAAUUACAGUCGGAAAUUAGACAAUUGGAGGAGAAGCUGGGUCGUGAUUAUGGGCCUGAAGAGGUGUUUACAUCGCUUGAUGGCGAGUGCUUCGAGUACGCGGACUUGGAGUACAUUUACAAAUUGUGUCUGUAUGCCAUGGCGACCCAAAGGUCCAAAUCCGGUGGUAGCAGCGUCAAUCUGGGCCACUGGAACGAAUGGGUCGGAUCGACUGGUGCCAAAUAUACUAAGAUGAAGUACGACCGAGGCCUUACUUGUUGGAACGGCCCAGCGCGUUCCACGAUUGUCACUCUCUCGUGCGGGACGGAAAACAAGCUCAUAUCGGUAACGGAGCCGAGUCGCUGCGAAUAUGCCAUGGAAUUCUCCACGCCGGCACUUUGCAAUCCUAAUGCAGCAGAAACCGCCGACAAGCACGAUGAACUGUAAACUCGUGGAUUUGUAUAGUAAAAUGAAAACGCGAUUAGUCGCACAUACAAUGUGAACGUCAGGCACUUAAGCUCUUUCGCGAGAUGCGAAUAUCGAGUUGCAAGGACCGAUAAGAAAUAACGUUGAAAUAAAAAAUCUAUUUCUUGCAAGUAUUUCCAACGCAAUCGCGAUUAGUAAUGUAGCUAGUAUUCUUCAUUGUUUCAAUGGAUAUCUGUCCUCUGGUUGGGACCCAAUACUUUUCGUUUUUGUUUCCAGAAUAGCUAUAGCAGUCAUUACCGUUUAGCAUUUAGGUGAUGGAGUUCCUCAGAAAUUUUGAAACGCUAUCGGUUGUCGUACCUUUUUAGUAUCAAAAUUUGUACUCUUUUAAAGACGAAAUAAGAUCACUACCAUGGAUAAAAUACAUUAUCAAU